AUGUUUCGUCCAUUCGAACGUGCGACGUUGCCAUCACUUUUCGACCUGACUUUGACGACCAUCGAGGAUGGCUCAUCUGUCGCUCUGAACUCGAACGAGUCAGCUCAGCCCAGCUCGUCGAUCGCUCCGUGA
Messenger RNA from Peronospora matthiolae, 132 nucleotides. Lineage: Eukaryota; Oomycota; Peronosporomycetes; Peronosporales; Peronosporaceae. The record is from the annotation of a GenBank genome assembly.